Molecule: messenger RNA, 1356 nt
Organism: Akanthomyces muscarius
Lineage: Eukaryota; Fungi; Ascomycota; Sordariomycetes; Hypocreales; Cordycipitaceae
Exons: 2
Coding region: 1-1356 (451 amino acids)
Cellular component (GO): membrane
Molecular function (GO): glycosyltransferase activity
Source: RefSeq, a predicted model, not a curated record
AUGCUCAACAUACCAAGGCGCCUGCGCAAGCGCCUCCUUCAAAUUGCACUCCUAGGGUUCGUCUUUUUAAGCAUAGCAUACAUUGUACUGCCGCCAGAUUCUUCGAUUCGCUUGGCGCUGCGCUUCAACGCGGCCCGCGCGUCGGCCGCCGUGCGCACAGCAACUGAGGACAGGGACGCCUGGUUGCGGCUGCCGGCGCGGUAUGAGCUCGACCUGCGCGAGGACGUGGGAUACCUGAUCAAGACGGGCUACGGAACCAGGCACCGCGUGCCGUUGCAGCUGGCCGCGCUGCAAGGGAGCUACGGCGGCGGCCUGCUGGGCAAGGAGGGCAAGGACUACAUCGUGGUGGGUGACUGGACGACUGUGGACGACAAGGAUGCCAAAAAGAUUGGCGUGCCGGUGCACAAUGUGCUCCAGACGGUGCGGGAGUAUGGCGACGGGGACUGGAGGGCGCAUCAUAGGUUCAAAAAGUACCAGACGCUACAAAGUGCUAUUGUGGCGGGCGAUGAGGAGACGGCGCUGGAAAUUGGACGCAGUGUGGGCUGGGAGCUGGAUGCGCUCAAGUUUGCGCCGGGCAUGGAGCUCAUGUAUAAGACGAUGCCUAACAAAAAAUGGUAUCUCAUUUUGGACGACGACACCUUUGUGAUCAAGUCGACGCUGAACCUGUUCUUGUCCCACCUGAACCCUGACAAUGCCCAUUACAUCGGCAAUGCCGUGGGCGACUUCCGCGGCCGGUUUGCGCACGGCGGAUCGGCCAUAAUCAUAUCCGGCGAGGCCAUGCGGCGCCUUUUUCGCCGCAAGGACGUCGUGCGGCAGGCGUACCUCGAGUCGCUGGACGAGAAAUGGGGCGAUAAGCUGGUGGCGACGACGUUUCUCAAGCUCGGCAUCUACCUGGAAGAGCGGUACGCGCACCACUUCAACGGCGAGUCGCCCGAGGAGACGCGCGUCACGUACGAUAAGUACUGCGCGCCGAUUCUGUCGUUUCACUCGCUGCGGACCGAGGCGGCGACGACGCGGGUGAGCAGGGUGGCGGGCGCGGCCACGAAGCCGGUGCGCUGGGGCGAGCUCAUGGAGCUGUUCCGGCCGGCGGCGGGAGCGACGGCAGGCCGGGACCACGUCGGCCCGGCGGGCGCGGACAAGCAGAUCAAGACGUGGGGCAUGGUGAAGAAGGCGGCGGACUGCGAGCGCAAGUGCGAGGUUGAGAAUGGCAAGUGGUGCCUGGCGUGGACGUAUGACAAGCGCAAGGAAACAUGCAACGCGAGUCCGUGGAUGGUGCCGGGGGCAGGUGGCGCAGACGGCAAGGAGUCGGGGGUUAAUAAAGACGCCCUGAAGCGAAUGCAGGCCCGUUGCCGUUGA